Molecule: messenger RNA, 228 nt
Organism: Caenorhabditis briggsae
Lineage: Eukaryota; Metazoa; Nematoda; Chromadorea; Rhabditida; Rhabditidae
Exons: 2
Coding region: 1-228 (75 amino acids)
Source: RefSeq, a predicted model, not a curated record
AUGAAAAUCUUUGUUUUGAUUCUUGCCAUCCUGGCAAUUGUCUAUGCUAAGCCCCAUCCAGGGUACGGAAGGCCUAGUUAUGGAGGAGGAGGUGAUUUCGGUGGCGGUGGUCAAUGGGGAUCUCAAUCAUCUGCCUUUCAACAGAGCCAAAUGUCCGGAGGAUUCCAGAACGGUGGCGGAUUUAAUGGUGGAGGAAUGGGAGGCGGUGGAUACGGAUAUGGAGGAUAA